This is a messenger RNA of Paralichthys olivaceus (Japanese flounder), 2602 nucleotides long. RefSeq names its product phosphatidylinositol 3-kinase regulatory subunit gamma-like. Gene Ontology annotation, molecular function: 1-phosphatidylinositol-3-kinase regulator activity. Gene Ontology annotation, cellular component: phosphatidylinositol 3-kinase complex. NCBI's taxonomy places the organism in Eukaryota, Metazoa, Chordata, Actinopteri, Pleuronectiformes, Paralichthyidae. The record is from RefSeq and is a predicted model, not a curated record. Gene Ontology annotation, biological process: phosphatidylinositol phosphate biosynthetic process; insulin receptor signaling pathway.
UGUAGUUGUGUAACUUAUUACCUCAAAAACUCAACAUUUGCUUAUAUUGACAAUGUUAAAGGUUUAUUUCAUCCUUAUUUCACUGGGCACAAAGUUAAGCAUGGAAUGGUAAUAAACAAGGGGUUCUAAUUAAUUAUAACUCCAACAUACAUCAGUAGUUUCAGGGUUGAUAGGGCUUAUUAAAUAAUACAGCUUAUGGUCAAUACUAAAAGCACAUUUUUAAGACCCUGCAACCUGCAGGAGAUGGAUUCAAUAAUCUUCACAUUCCACUAUGUUGAUAGGUGUGUGCCUUUUCUGUUUCAGGUCCUCUGACAUUGAGGUGAUGCUUGAGUCCUUAAUGAGGAAUGAGUCCCGCUUCAGUCCAUCACUCUGUUGAAGGUUUACAGCUCAAUAACUAGUAUCAGCUCCAAGGCAUGAACCUGUAAAAGUACCUGACUUUGAAGGGAAGAGGUGCUUGAAUACAGAAAACUCCCUCACAAUAUUAAGGAAAAUAAAACAUAUACUGGCAAUGUCAUCACUCUGUUGUGUGAUGUGGUUAAACCAGGAGUUUAGGCUGAGGAACAUGCUUUACCACCACAACAAAGGGCAGCCAUGAAUUCUGCACCGUCACCUUCUUUAUCCUACGCCAUGAAUGUAACUGUUAGCUGAUAGUAUGUGAUCAACAGCAUUGCAGCAUUUUGCCUCCUGCUGCUUCACCAUCCCAAUAAAACCCAGCUGGACUAUUCAGUCUGUUUUGUACAAAUGGCAGAAGAGGAUUUCAAGCUCAGACCGGUACACAGCAAAGAAUGCACAGAGGACAACAAGCUCCCAUCAGCUGAAUUCCUAAUACCAUCGCUAGCAUCCCUCCACCUCGGGGACAAGACUGUGAACUUCAAGGAGAGCAACAUCCAUAUGGGAGAUAAUCCUCAGCGCCCAUCUGUAUUUCCUGCAAUGAUGUCAUCACCCCUUAACCACUCCCAGCAGCCAACAGACAUAUCCAUGGCUACUAGGCCUGAUUAUUCACCAGCAGAUCAAGAGUUUUUGGAGCCAGAGCUCAGUCAAAAUGACAGCAAAGCUCAGUCUCAUGCCCUGACAACCUCUCUGCAGGAUCUUUCUUCACUCGUUGACCAUGAUGAUGUGUAUCCUGCCCUGAAAAACAACUUAGUCAAGGAAGGAGAACUUCAACCCAAGAACAACAUAACCAAAGCGAUGGCAGCAUGCAACUGCAGUUUCGAUGACAACCAGCUGUCCCAUGCAGACUGGUACUGGGGCAACAUCUCAAGAGAGGAAGUUAAUGAGAUGAUGAGAAACACUCCCGAGGGCACUUUCCUGGUACGAGAUGCUUCCAGUCGUGUUAAGGGGGAAUAUACUCUCACACUAAGAAAAGAUGGUUCCAACAGACUGAUAAAGAUUUUCCAUAAUGGGGGCAAAUAUGGCUUCUCUGAGCCACUGGCCUUCUCCUCUGUGGUGCACCUGAUCCAGUAUUACCAGAACAAAUCACUAGCACAGUACAAUUCCAAACUGGACAUACGGCUACUCUACCCCAUAUCCAGAUACCAACAGCAGCAGGUUGGGAUGGAAGUUGACAUUGAUGCAGUUGGAGAACAGCUGAGGAUAUUUCAGGAUCGAUACAAAGAAAAAAGCAAAGAGUAUGACCAUCUGUUUGAGGAGUUUAACCAAACCUCCCAGGACCUGCAGAGCAAGCGGACAGCCAUCGAGGCUUUCAGUGAAAUCAUUCGGAUCUUUGAGGAGGAGUGUGAAACUCAAGAACGCUACAGCAAGGAAUACAUCAACAUGUUCCUCACGUUACACAGCAGCACAGACACUGACAAGAUUCAAAACAACUCUGAAGAGCUGCAGUCAAGGGUAGAGGAGAUUCACAACAGCAAGAAAAAAUUGGAGGACGAGCUGAGAAAAAAGGCACUGGCUCACAUGGAGGUCGACAGGAAAAUAAACAGUCUGAAGCCUGACCUUGUACAGCUCAGGAAAAUCAGAGAUCAAUAUCUCCUGUGGCUCACCCAGCACGGCACUAGGCAAAGCCAGAUCAAUGAAUGGUUGGGUAUCAGGAAUGAAGAAGAAGACCUAUACACCCUGGCAGAUGAUGCACAUCAGGAGGAAAGGAGCUGGUAUGUUGGUGGUAUGAGACGAAAGGAAGCGGAGGAGCUGCUGAAGGGGAGUAGGGAUGGGACCUUCCUUAUCAGAGACAGCCAGACACAGAGAGGCUCCUUUGCAUGCUCUGUUGUUGUGGACGGAGAGGUGAAGCACUGUGUGAUCUACAGGACGUCUACAGGCUAUGGCUUCGCUGAGCCCUACAACCUGUACUCAUCUCUGAGAGAGCUGGUCCUCCACUACCGACACACAUCCCUGAUCCAACACAACCAGCAGCUGAAUGUAACCCUGGCCUGGCCCGCUCUCAGCCAGCAGCCCAGCUGAGACACACCAGCAUGCCAGCAGGAUGGCGGUUUCCCAAAGCUCCAAUGUAGUAGAUGCACCUGUCUUGACAUUGUUGCCACAAGACUUCUUUACCGGUUAGUGUUGUCACCAACUCAGAAUUUUCACAGUCUCAGUGCUAAGAUUUGGUUACAUAAUAAUCCUGGAUAUUUCAAAACACAUCACUGAACAA